CUGCCGGUGGAGUCGGUUACAAAGGGAGCAGCCGCCCAGGCUGCCACACAGCUGCCCGCCGAGGCCUCUGCGCCCCUCGCCAUCUUCCAGCCGCGCUCAGACGCGGGUCGUGGCGGCGGGGAGAGGCGGAGCCGCGAGAGCGCGGCCCGGACCGGCCCCGCGGGGCGGUCACGGCCGUGACGGCGGCUCCGGGCCCGGCUCCCCUUCCGCACCCCUCCCGCCGGAGAUGAGGGGAAGAUGUCCGUGUCAGGGCUCAAGGCCGAACUGAAGUUCUUGGCGUCCAUCUUCGACAAGAACCACGAACGAUUCCGCAUCGUCAGCUGGAAGCUGGACGAGCUGCACUGUCAGUUCCUGGUGCCGCCGCCACCGCCAGGCAGCCCGCACUCGCCGCCGCCGCCGCCGCUCACUCUUCACUGCAACAUCACGGAAUCUUACCCAUCUUCUUCACCAAUAUGGUUUGUGGACUCUGAUGACCCAAAUCUGACAUCCGUUCUGGAACGUCUAGAAGAUACUAAGAAUAGCAAUUCGCUUCGUCAGCAGUUGAAGUGGUUGAUAUGUGAACUCUGCAGAUUAUAUAACCUUCCUAAGCACCUGGAUGUUGAGAUGCUAGAUCAACCACUACCCACGGGUCAGAAUGGGACAACAGAAGAAGUGACUUCAGAAGAGGAGGAAGAGGAAGAGAUGGCUGAAGAUAUAGAAGACUUGGAUCACUAUGAGAUGAAAGAAGAGCCUAUUAGUGGGAAAAAGUCAGAGGAUGAAGGAAUUGAAAAAGAAAAUUUGGCAAUAUUAGAGAAAAUUAGGAAGACUCAAAGGCAAGACCAUUUAAAUGGUGCGGUGUCUGGGUCAGUGCAAGCUUCUGAUAGACUUAUGAAAGAGCUCAGGGACAUAUAUAGAUCACAGAGUUAUAAAACAGGGAUUUAUUCAGUGGAACUCAUAAAUGACAGUUUAUAUGACUGGCAUGUUAAACUGCAGAAGGUUGACCCUGAUAGUCCUUUGCACAGUGAUCUUCAGAUCUUAAAAGAAAAAGAAGGCAUAGAAUAUAUUUUGCUUAACUUCUCUUUUAAGGAUAAUUUUCCAUUUGAUCCUCCAUUUGUUCGAGUUGUGUUACCUGUUCUCUCAGGAGGGUAUGUGUUGGGUGGAGGAGCAUUAUGUAUGGAACUUCUCACAAAACAGGGCUGGAGCAGUGCCUACUCAAUAGAAUCAGUCAUCAUGCAAAUAAAUGCCACUUUAGUCAAAGGCAAAGCCAGAGUGCAGUUUGGAGCAAAUAAGAAUCAAUAUAAUCUAUCAAGAGCCCAACAAUCCUAUAAUUCCAUUGUACAGAUACAUGAGAAAAAUGGCUGGUACACCCCUCCAAAGGAAGAUGGCUAAAUAUGUUGACUGUAGUAUGUUUGGACCAAUGUUGCUUUAAAGAAAAUCUUUCCAACAUGCAGACACAAGCUUUGAGUGUCCCUAUAACAGCAGUACUGAAGACGUUAGUUAAUAGAUAUUUUAGUGGAUAAUCUGUCAUCUGACAUCCAGUAUAAGUUACGGCUUUUCAUUUUGCUCAUUUUAGGUAUCUCGGACUGAGCAGUGGGGCCUUUACUGUAUUUUUCCUGAUAAAUACACAUACUGGCCAUUCCUGAUCAUCUCUUUUUUCUUGAAAAGCGAAAUCUUUUAAACAGGCAAGUCAACAUCAGGUUACUGAAGCUACGACUUUAGGGUAACAUUCCUACAUUGAGCCCAUGGGUUACAAGGAUUUGCAAUAUACUGCCCCAUUUAGGGCCAAUAUAAGUUUAAUUGAUGUUUAAUAUUGGUUUAGAAAAUUUAAGGUCUUGUAAAUCACAGUAGCUUUUUCAGGUCUAAAACCAUCUUAUGAUAUUGCCAAAAUAAUGACAGGAAACCUACUCAUUAAAUUGUUAAACUUU
Molecule: messenger RNA, 1904 nt
Organism: Cynocephalus volans (Philippine flying lemur)
Lineage: Eukaryota; Metazoa; Chordata; Mammalia; Dermoptera; Cynocephalidae
Gene: UBE2Q2
Product: ubiquitin conjugating enzyme E2 Q2
Exons: 13
Coding region: 238-1368 (376 amino acids)
Molecular function (GO): protein binding
Source: RefSeq, a predicted model, not a curated record